Molecule: messenger RNA, 1092 nt
Organism: Cynara cardunculus var. scolymus (artichoke)
Lineage: Eukaryota; Viridiplantae; Streptophyta; Magnoliopsida; Asterales; Asteraceae
Product: probable plastid-lipid-associated protein 10, chloroplastic
Exons: 8
Coding region: 31-873 (280 amino acids)
Source: RefSeq, a predicted model, not a curated record
AUCCAACUCCCAACUGGGGUUACCGGAGAAAUGGCUUUGCCGUCGGCCACCACAACAACUCUUUUCCGACCACCGCCAACUUCACAUCUACCGCCUUCAUCAUCACCCUUCUUUCUUCCUCUCUCAUCUUCAAAACCCCGAUUUCGAUGCUCAGCGAGUACGUUUACAUCAUCCCAACAGAAGAACGAAGCAGAAUUGGAAAACAAGAAAUACGACUUAUUGAAAGCUGUUCAAGACACUCAACGUGGACUCGUCACUACCCCUAAUCAACGCUCUGAAAUUGAGGAGUCCUUGGUGGAUUUGGAGAGUUUUGAAGUGGGUAAUGAAGCAAUUGAUUUGGGGACGUUGGAUGGAACAUGGCGAUUGCAGUAUACAUCUGCCUCUGAUGUUCUUGUUCUUCUUGAUUCUUCCUCCAGACUUCCUUUUUUUCAGGUUGGCCAAAUAUUUCAAAAGUUUGAAUGUAAGGGUGAAGAUGAUGGAGGCUACGUCCGCAAUGUUGUUCGUUGGAGUAUUCCCAGCUUGUUAGAGGAGAAUGAAGGUGCCACCCUUCUUGUUUCUGCAAAAUUUUCUAUCGUGUCCCGGCGUAACAUCUUCCUUCAGUUUGAAAAGAUAGCUCUUCAAAAUAUAAACAUCAGUGAAGAAUUGCAAGCUCUCAUAGCCCCGGCAUUGCUGCCACGGUCUUUUUUAACACUACAGGUCUUGCAAGCAAUUCGUACAUUUAAAGCGCAAGUUCCAGUGAAUAAUACGAGCCCAGGAAGGCGUUCCGUGGGAGGACUUUACUACCUCUCGUAUCUCGACCGGAAUAUGCUUGUGGGUCGAGCUGUAGGGGGUGGUGGUGUAUUCGUGUUUACUCGAGCUCAAAACAUCGUGUAAGUUAGCAAUCCGACUCCAAAAAUCGAGCUAGUACGGUGCAUCAAGGGGGUCAGGAGUUGCUAUACAUGCACUUAAAAAAAGUUAAACGUUGGAUACAGUUAUGGAUUUCUAAAGAAAAGUAUGUAUCCAUUUUUUUUGUUUAUCGAGAAAAUAAAUUAACUAAACGAAUAUUUUUUUUAUUAAUAAAUUACGUAUUUCAGUUUAUAGAUGAUGGUAAUU